Sinocyclocheilus grahami is the source of this 900-nucleotide messenger RNA. Its product is annotated as diamine acetyltransferase 1-like. The record is from RefSeq and is a predicted model, not a curated record. Lineage: Eukaryota; Metazoa; Chordata; Actinopteri; Cypriniformes; Cyprinidae. Bases 191 to 604 code for a protein of 137 amino acids. Gene Ontology annotation, molecular function: spermidine binding; diamine N-acetyltransferase activity. The transcript has 5 exons.
GAAGCGUCGCAGCUCUGAGCUCAGCAGACGCUUCAUCACACCAGCCACUGAUGCCUUUCCAAGCAGAAGAAAGCAGAUCUGAGGCUUGUAGCUGAGGGUAAACCUCUGAGAAGCGGAUGAAGAAACAAAUCUUACUACGUUUCACAUACAGAGGACUAGUAAGAAAAGGGAAGAAGAGUAAAAGAAGAAAAUGGCCAAUUUUAUAUUACGGAAAGCCGAGCCCAAGGACGUGUCUGACAUACUGCGACUCAUAAAGGAACUGGCCAAAUUUGAGGAAAUGGAAGAUCAAGUUGUUCUCACUGAGAAAGAUCUGCUGGAGGACGGCUUUGGAGAUCAUCCGUUCUAUCACUGUAUCGUGGCUGAAGUGCCCAAACAGCAUCAGAGCGCCGACGGUUUUGGAAUUGGCUCUGAAAUCCUGAAGAAACUGAGUCAGACGGCGGUCAGGACUCGGUGCAGCAGCAUGCACUUCAUCGUGGCGGAGUGGAACAAAUCCUCCAUCGAGUUCUACAAGCGGCGUGGAGCGUCUGAUCUCUCGCUGGAGGAAGGGUGGAGGCUCUUCAAGAUCGACAAGCAGAACCUGCUCAAGAUGACCAGUGAGGAGUGAAGCGGAUGGCAGGAGAUUGUUGCAGUCUGUGAUUGACCCUCUGGUGCUGGUGUUCACUGAAGUGGACAGAUCUUCAAAAGUCAUUUUGAAGCAUUCCGGGUGUGAUGUUACAUCCAAAACCUUUCAUUCUUCCCCAUAAUUACAAUUCUCUCUACAUAAUUUUGAAAGACUAUAUUCUUGUUUUGAAGUACAUUAAGAUAUUUUCUUUUAUUUUGUGAUUUAAUAAGUCAUGCAAUGUAGUGAUGUUUAUAUAGACGCGGCAUAUUCACUUCUCUGUAUACUUCAAUCUGAAAUUA